Ananas comosus (pineapple) is the source of this 1091-nucleotide messenger RNA. RefSeq names its product 50S ribosomal protein L10, chloroplastic-like. Gene Ontology annotation, cellular component: large ribosomal subunit. Gene Ontology annotation, biological process: translation. Bases 195 to 764 code for a protein of 189 amino acids. The record is from RefSeq and is a predicted model, not a curated record. Lineage: Eukaryota; Viridiplantae; Streptophyta; Magnoliopsida; Poales; Bromeliaceae. The transcript has 2 exons. Gene Ontology annotation, molecular function: structural constituent of ribosome.
UAUACUCAUGGAGAUGUUCCUGGGCAUAACAAAACUCCAAAUAAUAAUAAUAAAAUGCUAAUAAAGAAAAUUGCAUUUUUAGUUGGACCAAACAGGCUUGCAGCCCAGAGCGGCGAAGCAAGCCCAUUCCCGAACCCUAAAACCCUCGUUAGCGGAAGCCGUACCAUCACCCUCGGAGGUCUGAACCGGCGGCGAUGACGUCCGUGCGCUCGGCUGCGUCGACGGCGCUGCCGCCGAUCCGGGCGGCGGUGGCGCGGUCGAAGCGCGAGGCGAUCCGGCGGGAGCUGGAGAACUGCCAGCUGCUGGCGGGCAUCUGGUGCCACGGGCUGACGGUGCGGCAGCUGCAGGCGCUCCGCGGCGCUCUCCCGGAUACGGCGCGGCUGGUGGUGGCGAAGAACUCGCUGGUGGAGAAGGCCAUCGAGGGCACCAAGUGGGAGCCCCUCCGCCCCUGCGCCAAGGGUAUGAACGCCUGGCUCUUCGUCCACUCCGACGACGUCCCCCCCGCCCUCAACCCCUACCGCCACUUCCAGCGCGAGUGGAAGCUCGCCCUCAACGACUUCACCGGCGCCGUCUACGAGGGCAGGCUCUACGGCCCCGACGAUUUCGCCGCCCUCGAGGCCAUGCCCACGCGCCUGCAGUCCUACGCCUACCUGCUCGGCUGCCUGCACACCCCCGCCGUCUCUCUGCUCGGCGUCCUGCAGGCCGCGCCAGUACAGCCCGCCCCUGCCCCUCCCCCUCCCCCUCCCCCCAAGGAGGAGAGUUAGAUAGAUGAUCACGUAUGUGGUGGCUUAAUGAAGGACACAUGGUAAAGUGAUGCCAGAAUGUCAAUCAGCUAAACACAAUUGAGCCAUGUUUUUUCUAUUAUCAGCAGAAAGUGUGUUUUACUUUGUGGGAAUAUUCCUAUAAUUGUCUCUCCCUUGUUGGCAAAAAUAAUUAAUCGAUUAAUGAGAUACCAAUUAUAUUCUGCUUUUUUACAUUUCCAUUUCCAUUUUCAUUAUCCCGACAAAACAGAGACUUGGGCAUUUGUGUAUCUCUGUUGCUGUUGUUUCGUUAUAUUAUGACCAGCAUGUGUGGGAUAAACUUCUAGCUCU